Archocentrus centrarchus (flier cichlid) is the source of this 1828-nucleotide messenger RNA. RefSeq names its product thymidine phosphorylase (gene tymp). NCBI's taxonomy places the organism in Eukaryota, Metazoa, Chordata, Actinopteri, Cichliformes, Cichlidae. Gene Ontology annotation, cellular component: cytosol. Bases 63 to 1427 code for a protein of 454 amino acids. The record is from RefSeq and is a predicted model, not a curated record. Gene Ontology annotation, molecular function: pyrimidine-nucleoside phosphorylase activity; 1,4-alpha-oligoglucan phosphorylase activity. Gene Ontology annotation, biological process: pyrimidine nucleobase metabolic process; pyrimidine nucleoside metabolic process. The transcript is spliced from 10 exons.
CUGAAAGCUGAAGGCUCUGCCUCCCAUUCUACUCUUAAGUAUCCGAGGAACCACAAGCAGACAUGCCAUCCAUCCCAGAUCUGAUCAGGAAGAAGAGAGAUGGAGGACAGUUAAGUGAUGAAGAGGUCAAAGCCUUCAUCCACGCUGUUACGGCUAAAACCAUACAGGAGUGUCAGACAGGGGCCAUGCUGAUGGCUAUUUGGCUGAUGGGGAUGGUCCCCACAGAGACUGAGACCCUGACCCGAGAGAUGAUGUUAUCGGGGGAAGUGAUGAAAUGGCCCGAGGAGUGGAAAAAGCUGGUGGUGGACAAACACUCGACUGGAGGAGUGGGAGAUAAAGUCAGUCUGGUGUUGGCGCCGGCGCUAGCUGCCUGUGGCUGUAAGGUGCCUAUGAUCAGUGGGCGGGGCUUGGCUCACACAGGAGGAACUCUGGAUAAACUGGAAUCGAUUCCAGGAUUCAACAUCGACCAGUCAACAGAGCAGAUCCUGGGGAUCCUCGGUUCAGUGGGCUGUUGCAUCGUGGGUCAGACGGAGGAGCUGGUUCCUGCAGAUCGAGUCCUGUACGCCCUGCGGGACGCCACCAGCACCGUGGACAGUUUACCGCUCAUUACUGGGUCGAUUAUCUCAAAGAAAGGAGCUGAGUCUCUGUCCGCUCUGGUGCUGGAUGUGAAGUUCGGACGAGCUGCUCUCUACAAAGACCUCACCAGUGCUACAGAGCUAGCUCAGCAGCUGGUGGGAGCAGGAAACGGUCUGGGCAUGCGCACAGCAGCCGUGCUCAGCAGCAUGGACGGCACCAUCGGUCGAUGCGUGGGAAACAGCCUGGAGGUGAUCGAAGCUCUGGAGACGCUGAAGGGGAACGGCCCCGACGACCUGAUGGAGCUGGUCACGACUCAGGGAGGCUUGCUGCUCGUGAUGACUGGCCUGGCAGCUGACCUAUCAGAAGGCAGGAAGCAGAUUUCCGGCGCCGUGGCCAACGGAGCAGCACUGUUGAAGUUCGGCGCCAUGAUGGAGGCUCAGGGUGUAGCCGCUGAGACGGCUCAGCUCUUGUGCUCCGCCCGUGCAGAUGGUUACUACAGCGUGCUGAGGAAAGCGAAGCAUCAGCUGGAACUGAGAGCUCCUGCAGACGGUGUCGUUUUGGAUGUUGACGGUUUGGUUUUAGCUCAGGUGCUUCGCGGUUUGGGGGCGGGGCGAUCGAAGGCUGGAGAGCCUGUCAAUCACAGCGUGGGGGCAGAAGUCCUGGUGUCUCUAGGUCAGAAGGUCACUAAAGGCGUCUCCUGGUUGCGGCUCCAUUACGAGGAUCCGGCGCCGACCCAGGACCAGAAAAACCAGCUGGAGAACGCCCUGACUGUGGGAACAGACGGAAACAUACCAACACAACAGAAAUGCACUUUAAUAGAAAAAAUUCUACCUGACAAAUACGCAUGUUAAUACUUAACCGUUGCUGCUGCAUUACCUCAUCGACCUGUCGGUCUCCGGUGCUGCUGCUUCCUGCUGAGAUCAUUUAAAGAAACGGUUCUCGUGUCCUUGACCGCACCGUGCUCAUCGCCACUUUGCAGACCUUUCCUGCUUUUCCGUUAACUUGCUGGCAGCCGGCAGCUCUGCCACAGUUUGAGGGAAUUUAACUCCAUCUUUUCUCCUCCUCGCGUGGGUGGUGUGAUUGAUGUAGUUCUUCAAACGUUUUGCGGGUUUGCAGACCUUUAAUUUAUUCCAUCGUUUAAAUAAAAAUCGCUUCUUGGGAAACUGAAUCUUGGUUGUGCUUUUUAUACGUUGUGGACAUCCUGUCAUCUGAUCGUUGUCGUAUCAACAAUCAAGAACACCAAUUUUCCGGC